This is a messenger RNA of Cydia strobilella, 1211 nucleotides long. RefSeq names its product cell adhesion molecule DSCAML1. The record is from RefSeq and is a predicted model, not a curated record. Gene Ontology annotation, molecular function: protein binding. Bases 177 to 1103 code for a protein of 308 amino acids. NCBI's taxonomy places the organism in Eukaryota, Metazoa, Arthropoda, Insecta, Lepidoptera, Tortricidae. The transcript is spliced from 7 exons.
UCAAUGAAGUGAAGACGUUUGUUGUGAGAUUAGUUUCCUAUUUUUUCGCCUUCCGUCGUUUAAUUAAAUUCUGUGUGAUGUAAAUAAUUAGAUAGUACAAAAAAUAUUUUUUACUUUCCAAUAGAUAGAGCCCGAAAUUUUGUUUUUAGUAGAUUCAUAGAUGUAGGCACAGUAUAAUGUUUCUCGAACGCAUACUAUUUCCUCUGUUCUGUCUCGGAAUAGAAGUGUCUCGUGGAGCGGCGAGCGAGGAGCUGGCGCUGCGCGAGGUAGCGGUGGACAAGGGGACGAACGUGACGAUCCCGUGCGGCGGGCUGCUGACUCUGGCGCCGCAGAACGUGCAGUGGGUGCACAAGGGCAACCGCACGCACCAUGAAGUCCUGACGGACGGAAGCUUGGUGCUGCUGAACGUGGGCGUGGAGUACGCGGGCGUGUACGAGUGCGGCGUCGAAAAUGACACCACGUUCCUUGAUAGGAUUAAUGUCACAGUCAAAACGGAACCUCCCCCACUGGUCAACGUGACAGUCCACGCGUCCACAAUUCUCGCCCUAAUCCUAUGGAACGUAGCGGGCGACGGUGGGCACCCCAUCAUAGACUUCACCGCGCAGUACCGCUCCGCGACCCCGGUCAACGGCAGCCUGGAGCCGUGGCGGCCUAUCAGCCCUAACCACAUCAGUCCCAACUCGCGGCAAAUCGACGUGUACCACCUGGACACCAACGCGUCCUACUGGUUCCGCGUGUGGGCCAACAACCAGCUGGGCUCCGGGCCCCCCGUCGACGUGCUCGCCACCACGCUGUACUCCGACCCUGAGGCAGAGUUGUACAAGCACUUCUUCAGCGGCGCCGAGCAGUUCGACACGCGCACCUGGCUGGCGGCCGUGUGCGUGGUGAUGGGCACGCUGCUCGUGCUGGCGGCCGGCACGUGCGCCGUGCUGUGCCGCGAGUGGCGCCGCCCCGAGUUCGAAGAACAAGACAUAAUGGAGCUAGUGCCUAACAUAAUCCUUAACCCCGGGUUCAUGGACACGGAUCCCGUGCCGCGGGACACGGCCGGGAGCGUGAUCCGCUCCACGGAGUGUCCGGGGCCGGGCAAGCCGCGGCGGGUCUGAUUCUCGUCUAUACUUAACCUUAGGAUAUUCUAUCGCACCGAUUCGGGACAUUUGUCAUGAUUGUAGCGUUGAGGUGUGACGUUGAUACGGGAGCGACGUUGCGUAUAG